UUUAGGAUAGGAAAAAGAAAAAUCCAAAGGAAUUGUUGGUGCAAGCCGGUCAGUGGGCACAUGGUCUCAGCAAACUUGCCCUGUUGUGUGCGAAUUGUUGUUACGACUUUCUAUGAUGUUCAUGAUUAGCAGUGGCCAUUAGAAAUGGUAGAAAAUUUUUAGUAUAAGGAACACUUUUUGUGAAAAUGAAUGGUGUUAUUUUAACUGGUUUGGGACUGGCUGCCGUCGGUUUUGGAGCUAGAUAUGUGCUUCGACAAAUGCCCCAGGCGGCCAAAACUUUUAGCGAAGCUAUGAAGAACUUGCCCAAUUUCGAACAAGCUGCACAUUCAAAAUACUAUAAAGGCGGUUUUGACCAGAAAAUGAAUAGGCGAGAAGCAUCUUUAAUAUUAGGAAUAAGUCCCUCUGCAAACAAAGCCAAAGUUAAGGAAGCUUUCAAGAGGGUUAUGGCCGUCAAUCACCCCGACAGAGGCGGAUCUCCUUAUUUAGCGUCGAAAAUCAAUGAAGCAAAAGACUAUUUAGAAAAGCAUACCAAGUGAAUGCAAACUAUUUAACAAGAAUUCUUGCUCUACUUUAUUGGAAGAGUACCUGAUGAAAAUAUGAGUGAUGUUCUGACAGAAUAAAUGAUUUGUCUGUAUAUAUCAAUUAGUAUUUCAGAAUAAAAUAAGAUGUAUUAUCAGUAUCCAACAAAAAUGUUAAUUACAUAAAUCUUACCCUACUUAAUUCAAUGGUAGUAAGAAGUUUUGAAUUGGAGAAUGAACUCCCAAAAAAUAAAGUUUGCUCUAGAGAAACGCAAGAACAUGUUUAAAUAUAUUUUUAUUAAGUUUU
This is a messenger RNA of Cylas formicarius (sweet potato weevil), 825 nucleotides long. Its product is annotated as mitochondrial import inner membrane translocase subunit TIM14. Gene Ontology annotation, cellular component: PAM complex, Tim23 associated import motor. Gene Ontology annotation, biological process: protein import into mitochondrial matrix. The transcript is spliced from 2 exons. Gene Ontology annotation, molecular function: ATPase activator activity. Lineage: Eukaryota; Metazoa; Arthropoda; Insecta; Coleoptera; Brentidae. The record is from RefSeq and is a predicted model, not a curated record. Bases 186 to 536 code for a protein of 116 amino acids.